Messenger RNA from Gambusia affinis (western mosquitofish), 1668 nucleotides. RefSeq names its product ribonuclease H2, subunit C (gene rnaseh2c). The record is from RefSeq and is a predicted model, not a curated record. Lineage: Eukaryota; Metazoa; Chordata; Actinopteri; Cyprinodontiformes; Poeciliidae. Bases 21 to 515 code for a protein of 164 amino acids. Gene Ontology annotation, cellular component: ribonuclease H2 complex. The transcript has 5 exons. Gene Ontology annotation, biological process: RNA catabolic process.
CCGAAACACCGCGCCAAAAUAUGUUUUUAGUGAAGAGAAGAAGACAGCUGGCGGAAACGGUCCAUGUUUAUAUUUCUUGUUACAUUUGGGAAACAGAAGGAAGGAUGUCUUGUAACGCCAGUGUUACUCGUCUCCAUCUGUCCUCCUUAAAGAGGGCAGAGAAAGCCCCGGUCCACUUCAUGCCCUGUGAGAUUGAGCACAAUGGGCUCGCCCAGGUCUCACAGUAUUUCACCGCAACAACAAAAGAAAACAAAAAAGAUAAGACAGUGUCAUUCAGAGGACGCGGGUUAAAGGGACAGGAGAUCAGCUGUCCUCAGGGCUACACUGGUCUGGUUCUGAAGGAGGUCGACAGACACGGCUCUGACCAGGAGGACAGGACAGUGAAGGUGACCUCAGUGUUUGACAAGCUCACCUACUGGAACCUGGAAACACCUCCCACUUCAGAUGACACUGUGGUGAUGGCGAUGGACUGGCCUGAGCUGGCUGAGGCAAUCCAUGGGAUGGUUGAAGACUGAAGACACUUGAGGCUGAUUACAUGUGGCACAAGCAAAGCCCACUUAUUGCUGCUUAAUCUAAAUUGUGUUCCUGUCUCAGAGCAAUAAAAAAUUUUUUUGUAAAUAAGAAGAAAACCAAAACACAGGCUGAAGAGAAUUUUGUGAAUUAGUAAAACAGUCAAACAUUUGUGCCACAGAACACCAUUUAUUCACAAGGUGACAUUUAGAUAUUGGACAUUAAGACUCACAAAACUCUCUAAAUGAUCACUGCUGUCGUCCAUUAAAAGUAUCAAGUUUAAAACUCUUUUUUUUUUGUUUUACAGUAAUUUCAACAUUUUUUUUUUUUAUAGAAAGUGUCUUGAAACAUUUAAAAUAGUGCAGAACAAGAACUUCCACAGACUCAAUCAGGCACAUACAAAGACAUUAAGAUAAGGCAAACAUUUAGUGGAUUACCUCCUUUUUUUCUCCACCCUUCAUCUGGUUUUCUGCCUCUGGUUAAAGUGGGUGUAGUGAAGAACGGUUUGAAGUGAGCCAAUGUUGGUCCAUUAAAAGUGCAGGUGUUUAGUCAAUCUAAACGUUAACGGAUUGUCCUGACUGUUACAGUAUGAAUCAGCUGAAACCUGGAAUGGUUUGUUUAAUUUACUCAAAGAAUGAAAUGCGAGGCAAAAUGGAGUGAAUAAAUACCGUCGGAAAUUUACUUUCUACAGGAAAGAGAUGCAUCAGAAAUGUGGCCAACUUUUAGCUUCUUCCUGUUGAUAGCAAAACACAACAUUAAAAUGAUCUCCAUCUAAAUCUGCUGUCUCACAGUAACAGGACACCAAUACAUAUUACAACUUAUAUAAUAUCAAUUCAUUUUUUUAACUUACAUGGUAAACAACUUGGUGUACAAUUCUUUAUAACAUUUUAAUAAAGCUCGUUAAUAACCAAUUGUUACUACCUUAUGAGUCUAUCAAACUGAAUUCAAUGACAAUGAUAAAAUAAUUUGUUACAACCUAAACUAUAAAACGCUCUUCAGAUAUAAAAAGUUGCACAGAGGAAACAUUUUUCAUGGUUUUCUUACAGCGAUAUGUCAAUGUUAGUCAAGCCGAUACUCAAACCACUGACGCAUGUUUUGCUUUUAUGCUUACGAGGAGAUCCAACCGCUGCUGCUGUGAGGAGAGGAUUUUUGGUCUUU